UAAAAACAAUAUUAAUCGCAAUAACGAAGUAGGAAACCUCGAAAAGUUUUAUCAUUCUAUCCGAUCGAGAGUCACAGGAGCGUUUGAUGGAAUUGCCAACGACGCUGUAGAACGUUCAAUUGACCAUCUGUCGACAUGUGUGUGUUUGCGUGUCUCGUUUGAAAAGAAGCAAUGAGAAGUCACGUAAGGACUGAGGAGGAAUAAAAAUACCUUCUAACGACAAACGUAGGAAGCGGAAAAUUCAACGCCAUUUUACGCACGCCGAGAUCCGUAACCGAGAUUACGCGGAUCAGUCAAGUGUCGUUUGACGUAGUAACGAAAACAGUAGUCAUUGCUGCUUGUUCGAGCAUUUCGCAUUCGUAGUUCAUCGUAUCAAGACGUUAACAAUUCGACAAGAACAUGUACUGUAUCGGACUAGCGUUGAUCACAAGGAUCAUCAGCACCUACACCAUGUCGCUGUCAAUACUUAUGAUAAACUUGUUGAUGAGCAGAUAUUUUUCGAGAAUAACGGACGAAGAAUUCUUUAAUUCCAUUGAAAGUUGGGGUAUACUUGGUUUUAAUUGGUUGCAAGUUUUAAGAAACUUACAAAUAAAGUACAAAGCACAAACAGCCGUGAUUUUCUUCCUCGUAUACAUAGUUUCGUUUCUACUGGCCAGUGCGUAUCUCGCCUUGGGAUCAAUUUCCAGGAAACCUAAGUGCGCCGUGCCUUGGAUUUAUUUGCAAGUGAUUAGCAUAAUAGAUCAGUCUGUGGCAUUGUCUAUUCAUCUGACGCACAACCAGCAAUAUGAUGUUUACGAUAAAUCAAUAUGGUACAUUCCAUUGUGCAGUGUCUAUCUAGUAUUUUCUGCGUGCAUAUGGAUGGUUGUAUAUAAUGCACGGAAAGAAUGGAUCGAGGAACAACAGAAUCGUACAGAUUUACCACUAACUUCAACCACAUCGACGAUGCAAUCGAACAUUGGCGGCGGAUUAAAAUCACCAUCGUUCCUCUCGCAGAAUUUUUUGAUAUUCGAUUCACCGAGACUACCUCCGAUAUUAUCCAAAUAGCUAAUACACGCAAACCUGUGGACUCUUUGGACUUUGUCCCUAUAUUGCACUUUCCAACAAGAAAAAGACCAG
Molecule: messenger RNA, 1116 nt
Organism: Bombus pascuorum
Lineage: Eukaryota; Metazoa; Arthropoda; Insecta; Hymenoptera; Apidae
Exons: 6
Coding region: 400-1044 (214 amino acids)
Source: RefSeq, a predicted model, not a curated record